Messenger RNA from Dunckerocampus dactyliophorus (ringed pipefish), 5952 nucleotides. RefSeq names its product tubulin folding cofactor D (gene tbcd). The coding region runs from base 251 to 3898 and encodes 1215 amino acids. Gene Ontology annotation, biological process: post-chaperonin tubulin folding pathway; microtubule cytoskeleton organization; tubulin complex assembly. Lineage: Eukaryota; Metazoa; Chordata; Actinopteri; Syngnathiformes; Syngnathidae. Gene Ontology annotation, molecular function: GTPase activator activity; beta-tubulin binding. Gene Ontology annotation, cellular component: lateral plasma membrane. The transcript is spliced from 39 exons. The record is from RefSeq and is a predicted model, not a curated record.
ACUUAUCAUACUGACAGUCCACUCUUGAUUUUAAGUUGAGUAGCUUUUCUUCUGAUUGGCUGAGUAAAUGUCAUUUUAUUUAACAGGCAACAUCGUUGCAUAUAUUUCAUAAAAGGUAGCUUAAUUAAUGUAUAUAUAUUUUAUGUACGUGAAUGCAACAUCCGUGUCACCCGCUCACAUGCUAUGUUUGCUAGCCGCGAAUGAUAACAAUAGCGAGCUAGUUUCUAUAGCAUAACAGAACUUGGUCAAAAUGGCUUUGUCCAAAAGUAUUAUUGAGGGCAAGAUGGGUUUAGCUGAUAUGAAGAUCGGCUGCGCGGGCGAUGAAGCAAGCAAAACUGAUUUAACUGGAACAGAAGAGAUUGGGUGUUCGGUUGAUGCAGGAGCUGUGGUUCUGAAAACGUGUGUGUUGGAGGGCUUCAAUGAGAGGGACAUGACCGAAGCUCUCAUCGCCAGUCUGCCGGAGGUCCACGGAGAGCUGGCCAGCAGAGAGUCCACCACGGAGAAGCUCCUUGUGACACUCAACCAGUACAGAGACCAGCCUCAUCUUCUAGACCCACACCUGGAAUGGAUGGUGAAUAUGAUACUGGAAUUCGUGAGGAAGGAAGACUGCCCUUUUUCCCUGUUUCAUUUGGGCUUCAAGUUUCUUUACGUCAUCUGUAAGGUGCGAGGCUAUAAAAUCUUCAUGCGACGUUUCCCUCAUGAGGUCGCUGACAUCCAGCCGGUUCUGGAUUUGCUGUCCAGGCAGGACCCGACAGACACGGAGACAUGGGAGACGCGCUACAUGCUGUUGCUGUGGCUGUCCAUGACGUGCCUCACGCCCUUUGACCUUUCUCGUCUGGAUGGACAUUUGGAGUCUGAAUGUGGCCAAGCCAGAGUGCCCAUCAUGGACCGUAUUCUGGCGAUCGCGAAGUCGUAUCUCGCCGUCAGUGAUAGUUCCAGGGAUGCUGCAUCUGUGCUGGUAUCCAAGUUCAUGACACGUCCUGAUGUGCAAAAGAAGUGCCUUGGAGACUUUUUGGAAUGGAGCCUUCGCACUAUAUCCCAAACAAAUGACCAGUCAGUGCACUCCAUUAUGUUGCUGGAUGGAUCUCUUCAGGCCCUGGCGACGCUUUUCAAACACGGCAAACGUGACGACCUCUUACAGCACGCUCCUACCGUUUUGCAGUGUCUGGAACAGAAACAUCUGUCAGAGAGCAGUGAGGCCAUGCUGAGGAAGCUCAACGUCAAACUGAUCCAGAGACUGGGCCUCACCUACCUGAAGCCUCGUUUGGCCCCUUGGAGGUACCAGAGAGGAAGCAGGUCCAUAACAUCCACUCUUUUGACCAACACUCACUCAACAGAGACCGGAGCCGUCAAAGGGACACAAGUGGAGGAGGAUUAUGAUAUUCCUGAGGAGUUAGAGACCGUUAUUGAGCAUCUGCUGGUGGGACUUAAGGAUAAGGAAACAAUAGUGCGUUGGUCUGCAGCAAAAGGUGUGGGGAGAGUGACGGGGAGGCUUCCAAAGGAGCUAGCAGAUGAGGUGGUCGCAUCAGUGCUGGACUGCUUCAGCUUCCAGGAAACUGACAACACUUGGCAUGGAGGCUGUCUGGCUCUUGCGGAACUUGGACGGAGAGGCCUACUGCUGCCCUCCAGAUUGACAGAUGUUGUGCCACUCAUCAUCAAGUCCCUGACCUACGAUGAAAAGAGGGGUGCGUGCAGCAUCGGCUCCAAUGUCCGCGACGCCGCCUGCUAUGUGUGCUGGUCCUUCGCCAGGGCGUAUGAUCCCAAAGAGCUCAAGCCGUUUGUCAAUCAAAUUGCCAGCUCUUUGCUGAUCGCAACGGUUUUUGAUCGAGAUGUCAGCUGCCGUAGAGCUGCCUCUGCUGCUUUCCAGGAGAACGUUGGCAGACAGGGUACAUUUCCACAUGGUAUUGACAUUGCAACUACAGCUGACUAUCAUGCUGUGGGGAACCGCAACAACUGCUAUCUGAACAUCAGUGUUUACAUCGCCAGUUUUCCAGAAUACACCAAAGCCAUGAUUGAUCACUUAGUAGCCAUCAAGAUCAACCACUGGGAUAGUGCCAUUCGGGAGCUUGCAUCCAAAGCCCUCCACAACUUGACUACUCAAGCCCCUGAUUACAUGGCGAUGUCAGUUCUGCCGCAGCUGUUGCGCAUGGCAGUGGCUCCUGAUCUUCACGGUCGCCAUGGAGCCAUCUUGGCGUGCGCUGAGGUCACACAUGCGCUCUCCAAACUGGGCCAGCAUACCAGCAGGACUGUAGUGGACAUAAUUCCUUCAGAAUGUGUGGAGGCAUUGAAAGACGUUCAUCAGAAGCUACAAGACAGGAAACAGUACAGGGGAUAUGGUGGAGAGCUGAUGAGACUAGCGAUGUGCAGACUUAUUGAAAAGCUUUCCCUGGCCAAAAUGCCCUUCAAGACCGACCCAGUAAUCACCGGCUGGCAGUGGCUUAUUGAUGACACCAUCAAGACUCUGCAUUUGGUCUCUAGCGGCGCCAAGGAUGGCAUCAUGGCUGCUGUGGUGUGUGCCUUGACGGCCUUGUGUGAGGAGUACUACCAGGCCCAGCCCGGCCAGGCUGACUCAGAGAAGCAGAGUGUCCUCGUGUCUCAGUACAUUGAUGAGCUGAAGAGCCAACAGAUGCUAACCCGUUGCGGCUCUGCCCUCGCCCUCGGCUGUCUGCCAAGCUUUAUGAUCCACGGUAAACUGAAGCAGAUCCUAGAGGGUCUUCGGUGGAUGCACGCCGCAUGUCAGAGUGAGGGGCGUUUCCCAGAGGCCAGGAGGGAUGCGGUCCGAGCUGUGGCUCAAGUGUGUAUAAAGGCGGGCGUCUGUGCCAGCGGACCCCCUGCCUCAGUUCUCUGCUCGGACAAUAUAGCUGAGGUGUACAGCGUCCUGCUGGACAGCAUGGAUGACUACAGCAUGGACAGUAGGGGCGACGUGGGCGCGUGGGUGAGGGAGGCAGCCAUGAGUAGCCUGAAGGACGUGACUGUCCUGGUGAUCAGAACUGCUCCAGAGAUCCUUCUCCCGGACCAGGUGAAGUGCAUGAUGUGCGGCCUGGCCCGGCAGGCAGCAGAAAAGAUUGACCGCUACAGAGCGCACGCCGGCAACGUCUUCACGCAGCUCCUCCACUGCUCUGACCCCGCAGUACCUCACAUCCCCCACCGAGAGGAGCUGCUGAGCAUCUUCCCUCCGGAGGUCAAAGCCAACUUGAACUGGAACGCCCCAUCCCAAGCCUUCCCUCAUAUCACCCGGCUGUUGGGGCUGCCUGAGUACCAGUAUCACACCCUAUUAGGCCUCACAGUGUCUGUGGGUGGCAUGACCCAAUCCACAGUGCUGUCUUCAUCCCAGUCUAUGUUUGACUACCUGCGAGGGAUCCAGGACGACCAUGCUGCUCUAGAAGACUUUAGAGACACUUUGCUAAAAAUCUUUAGGGAUAAUGUCCGCAACGACAGGAUCGCCCUCCCUUUCCUUAAGAUGCUAAAUCAGUUGUUGUCUAACGGCUCCUUCGACAUCUUUACCACGGAAGAAAAUCACCAGUUCUGCGUGGACCUCCUGGCACUGUGCGAAGGCAUCAGGAGAUCCAAAGAUGUCUCCAAGCUCCGCGCCUGUGUCGGCGUCUACUGUGGCCUCAUCCAGUUCCAGGGUGACGUCAGGAAGAAGAUCCUCUCCCAGCUGUUGAUGUUGCUCUGCCAUUCCUUCCUUGUGAUAAGGACGACCACCGCCAGCCAGAUGUAUGAGAUGCUGCUGACGUACGAUGAUGUCGUUGAUCCGGAGGUUUUGGAUGAUGUCAUGACUCUGCUCAGUGACACUAACUGGGAGAGCGACCCUGCCACCCUACGCAACUCCAGAAAUCAGCUUUGCGAUUGGCUGGGAGUCCCCAGGCCGCGGUUGGUUGCGAAGAAACCAGCCUAACAUUCCUGAUAAUGUGUCCAAUGCAAGGUAUGAUUGUCUGAAUGAAUGGAUGGCAUCAUGUAUGGAAAUCCAUGAUAAUAAAUAGCCCAAAACAUCCCUCGCGUCCACUCUUCUGUCCCGAUUCAAAGUGAAGGUACCCUCGCAGUCAUCUGUCUGCAUCACCUGAGUGCUCCCCUGGCAGGUGAAACCCUCCACAAUUGGAGCAUUUUGGCAGUCAUGACCUUCUUGGUUGUCCGCCUAUUAAAACAGAAGCCAUUGUGUUGCUGUUUGUCAGUGCUGAUAGUGUCCACAUUGUCCUCCUUUUGACUCGUGACAAAGCUGCAGUUGUUGCGUCAUGGUUUUGGACUGACACUCUUAGCAAUAUUGCAUUACAUUCUUUGGUAAUCUGAUUCAUUUAACGAGAUUUAUUUUUUUAUUUUUCCUGUGAGAAAUGUGCUCUCACCCUUAUUUAAAGUGGGUGAAAAGCUUCAAUGUGUUCUCUAGUCUUUUUAUUGGAACUCAUUUGCUUGUGCUUGCGUACCACAUGGUGUGGCUCGUUGUACCCCCUCAUAUUUCAGCAAACAGGGACAAGACUAUAGACAUUUAACUUGGGCAUACUGCAGAGUAGUCAGUGUACAGCUUGUAUUGCAGUGCAUCGGAACCCUGGUUAGCGUCAUUAAUCCGUCCCAGGUCUGACUCUAACCGAAAGGGACGCUGACAGAAUCCAUUUCUCCCAAAAGAAAUAAUGUAAAUCCAAUCAAUCCGUUCCAGGAAGCCAAACAUUUUAACACAGAAUAUGUUUUUGUUGUUGCGUAAUUAUAGUUUUACAUUCAAAGUGCAUGCAAAUGAGGAAUGGGAGGGAUAAAAGAACAUUUAACGUCACUUUUACCUUGAUUGAAGACAUACUGUAAUUGUUGACAAAGAUGGCAAUGUGGCACCGAGAGCCACUCGGACACCACUUUUGUGUUUUUUUACAAAUUAUUUAUUUAAUUGCAACUUUCUUUGGCUCCAUUUUGGGUUAUUUUGCAUCCCCGAUGAAAAGAAAAGCAGAUACUUGUGGUGUAAAGAGCCAACCACCAAUGACAUCAUAGACGGGCGACAAAGCUGACUUCCGCUUCCUGUUUCAAUGUAUUAGCAAGCUAAUAGGCGGCUAACAAGGACAGUUUGUGAUCAAAAUACAUUAAAAACAGAGGCACUUUAUUAAUAACACAACAAGACCCGCACCAAAUUGUACGCUAACCGGAAAAAGUACACAUAUAGAGGCUAAAUUUUGGUGUAAACUUUUGACGUUAACCGAAAAACCCGCUAACUGAUGCUUAAGCUAACCGUGUUUCCAACGUAUAGCUUUACUAUCCACGGAAAAUGACAACACAAAGCCACUAUUGUCUAACACCAGUGAGUACACCUCACAGUGAGCAUAAAUGUGUCCGAAGUGUCAAUAUUUAGUGUGAGUGUUAGCUAGCACAAGCCAUAAUACACCAGAGCUGCACAUGUUGAAUUCUCUGUUCUCUUUCAGUAUGUCAUGGUACAUGUUGGAAUUCAUGUUUUCCCUGAAUGAACCGCAGCUCCCCAGUGCCGCCAGCACUCAAGCAGCACUACCACCCCCUACCCUUGACUGUAUGCAAGCCACAAUUAUCUAGCUGCUCACUUUUGUUCCCAGCUAUUGAGACAAUAAUAGUUGUGUGUUGUGUCAUAGUACUGAACAGUAACAAGUCUAAUGUAUAUGCCGUACCCGUUUGUCCCUUGAGGAGAUGUAUUGUACCAAAAAUGCUUGCUGCUCAGUACAUUCUGUUGCGGUUGGCUGUGACUUUGUAUUUGUAGUCGUAUAUAUGAUGUUCUCAUGUUGUCAUGUGAAGGUUCCUCGAUAGCAGCUACAAGGCUCUAUUGUUGUUAAGAAAUGCGGUCAUAUAAGUGAUAUUAUUGUUUAUUGUGUCAGUGGUUCACAUUCACUCUCGCCAACAGCAGGCGUCGUUAUAUAUUUGUCUCCGAGAGUCUUAAUAUCGCCCCGGCCACAUAAUUCGACUUUAAUUAAUUCCCAGCCCAGAUGGAAAUUCCUGAAGUGUUGUUUUUUGUUG